Molecule: messenger RNA, 1587 nt
Organism: Acanthamoeba castellanii str. Neff
Lineage: Eukaryota; Discosea; Longamoebia; Acanthamoebidae
Product: WD domain, Gbeta repeat, domain containing protein
Exons: 16
Coding region: 1-1587 (528 amino acids)
Molecular function (GO): protein binding
Source: RefSeq, a predicted model, not a curated record
AUGGAUGUUGAGCCCAGCAGUUCCCAGCCGGCCUACGCCAUGGACAAGCAGAUCAUCGACCAGCUGGCCGAGGUCAAGAAGUGGCGCAACGCCUUUCAGAAGUACCAACAGAAGACAGCGAAUGCCGCCGAAGAGCUGACGCGCGCCAACGAGCGGCUGUCCGAUCUCGUGCUGCACUGGAAGAACAAACUGGUCCCACGCUCGCCUCACGAAAACGACCCGUCUGCCGAGCGCAAUAGGGAGGAUAGCCAAAGCGACGGGGAGCUCAGCGCGAGCGCACCGCUGUCUUUCUCCACCUCGCUGCGCGCCAGGGGCGAGCCGGUCGUAGUGCCGCGCGUCGAGCGAGUCGUCACCCAGCCGACACGUCGGGUGGUGGAAAAGGCCACUAGGACGCUCGAACGCCGUGCAUCGCCGCCUCCGCGGCCUUCCACGCCGCCAAGGCCCUCGCCGCCGCCUCCAAAACCUUCCACCACCAGCGGCAGCGCUGGUAGCAGCAACGCGAGCAGCAGCAGCGCCGGCAAUAGCAUCAAAGUCGAACCGGAGGGCGAUGACGAUGAUGACGCAGGCAACGGUGGGUCCGAGACCGAACUCGAAGACUACCGACCCACGCGAAGCCACUUCGUCCUCAUCUUCGUCCUCAUCCUCCUCUUCCUCUGCGUCAACGUCCUCCAAUUCCUCGUGGUCGGCGCCUCCGCCCUCCAGUUCCUCCACCUCGUCUUCCAAGCCAGGUACAAGCCUAGCUCCAAUAAGGAGCGGAAGAUGACGCAUCUGCGCCAGAGCUACGUUACGGGCCACACCAAGAAGCUGCGCUCGCUCGUAUUCAACCCGACCACGCCCAACCUGCUGGCCACCUGUGCGCUCGACGGCUUCGUCAAGAUCUGGAACCUCGCCAGUGCCCACUCGUCGCUGCAGGAGGUGGCGUCAGUGAACACUACUAGCGCGAGCAAGAUCUAUCCCAUCGACAUGACGUGGAGUUCUACCGGUGGCCAGUGCGCGAUCGUCUUCAACAACGGCCGCGCGGGCAAUCAGCCACAGCUGGCGAUUGUGGACGCGAGCAAGGCGGAGACGGCGCAUAAGCUGGGGCUGGUGCGCUACUUCCCGGGCCAGUCCAACCGGCUGCUCACGGGCGGCACCGACCACACGGUGGUCGAGUGGCGCAUCGAUGGCGAGCACACGUCGCAGAUCCAAAGCAUGUCCAUCGCCGACGACAUCCUCUUCACCGGCGGCGCCGACAGGCGAUUUGUAGCGUGGAAUUUGCCGCAGGAUCGGUUGGUAUGGGAGGAGCGCAUCAACGAAAAGGUUAACUUCGUAGAACCCAGUCCGGCGGACAGCAACAUCAUCAUGAUCGGCAACACGGGCAAGAGCAACCAGUUGGCGCUGUUCGACCGACGGAUUCAGGAGCGCGUGGUGCAGCUGGGCUGGACGCCGCAAACGUCAGUGUCCAUGAGCCAGUUCAUUCACCCGGCCUGGUCCCCCUGCGGCACCCUCGUCUCCUCUGGGAGUACCGACCCGACGAUCCACAUGUUUGAUGUGCGCUAUGCGCGGGUCGGCAAGCCCUCGUUCUCCGUAGCAGCACACGGGAACUAA